Messenger RNA from Triticum dicoccoides, 650 nucleotides. RefSeq lists its product as uncharacterized. NCBI's taxonomy places the organism in Eukaryota, Viridiplantae, Streptophyta, Magnoliopsida, Poales, Poaceae. The transcript has a single exon. Bases 201 to 533 code for a protein of 110 amino acids. The record is from RefSeq and is a predicted model, not a curated record.
CCGGCCUCCAUCUCAGGAUUCUCCCGUUUCUCCAUUCCUCCAGAAGCGCAAGGACGCGAUCCAUAGACAUACACUACACCGAGCCAUCAAACCAACACUUCAUCAGAUCGAUCGGAGCCGAGAACCGAGGCAACGAGGGAUCGUGCGAGAAAAAUUCAGAGGGAAUCGCCAGCGAUCGAGGACGAGCGGAAGGCGCGGCGAUGUUCUUCUUCUUCGUGGGCGGCGUGGAGCAGGGCGCGGGGCGGGUGCUCAAGGAGGCGGCCGGGCGGUGCGUGCGCUGCGGCGGCGCGGCCGACCUGGUGGAGACCGAGAAGGUGCUCAAGCUCUUCUUCGUGCCGGCGUGGCGGUGGCCGGGCAAGGACCCCGCCUACCUCUGCCGCGACUGCGGCCUCCUCGCGCCGGGGUCCCUCGGCGGCGGGGAGCCGGGCCCGGGACCGCUCCUCCCCCGCGCGGGGGCGGCGCAGUGCGGCGCGUGCAGCCGCGCCGUCGACCCGCAGUUCCGCUUCUGCCCCUUCUGCGGCUCCGCGCUGUGAAGCGCGCCAUGGAUGCGCGUUGCAGGCCACGGCCCAGAGAGGGACAGAGGUGAUGAUCCUCUCUCUCUGAACUCUGAAGACAGUAGUACGUACUAGGUUUGUGCAGCAGAGUUAUCA